CUACAUAGCUUGCUACACUAUAUCUUACUAUAUUAGCCUCGUAUUAAUCUAUAUACUAUGGCUAUUGCCUCUUCAAUCCAGCAAUUUUGGAGUCUAGUACACUAUUUGGAGGUUUAAGGUAUGAUGGAACUCUAUCGUUAUCAAAUAAAACGGUGUCGCAAUCCGAUAGCCCGCUUACACUAGGUACCGAAACUUCCGAAGACUCUAUCCACUUUUAUCUCUAGCCUAGGCUGACUUCGCAUUAUACCUCUAUGUACAUAUCUAAUCAAUACAGUACAUCGCUCUCAAGUUGUUCUUUUCUACUGUAUGUCGUAGUCUGGAGGGGGAUCUACAACUACACUACAACAACUACACUACAACUACGACUACAACUACAAUACCACGCCAAUACCGACGUCGACCCGACUCACGUAUCGCUAAUAUAUCAUGGCCAGCCUAACAUAGCUUCUAUUGCUUUCUCUGCACAAUCCGUCUAAACUGUGCUUUGUUAGGCGCUCCAUCAUCGCAUCAUCGCAUCAUGUCUUCGCGAGAUCAGUCCCUCAGCUCUAAUAACCCCUUUCGUCGGAAGUUAGGCUAUCCUUCUCUCUCAACCGACGGCCUCGCCCCGGCGCCCGCCUCGAGUUUCAAUAAACCCUCCGAUCCUAUCCCACGAACACCAUUUACGACUUUCAAGUCAGCCCCGCCUGAAUAUGCUCAGCACAACGAGCACAACGAGCACAAGGCGCACGAGGGGAGAGAGGAAGAGGCGGCGCCGGUACAACCGAAGCCGAAAAAGGUCAUCAAAAGAGUUCGAGUCCAAUCACCACCCCCAUCGUCACCCGAGGAUUCCGUACCCGUCAGCCGUUUUCCUUCCGUAAGCGAUGACGAUGACGACGGAUACGAUAGUGACAAUAGCGACCUACCAGAGUAUAUUGACCACAUUGAUCCAACCGGCGCGGACUCCUUUGCUAUACGAGAUCGGGAUAGCUCUGAGUUUGGCCGAUCAGAACCUCCAGCGAAUCCCUUCACAAAGACGCUACAGGAUUUGGAACAGUCCGGGCAAGAGCAAAGUACUAAGGCACUGACAAAAGGAGGCCUUGAUGUUGACUCGUUCAAGAGACUUUUAUUGACAGGACACGCAAAUAUCCCAAGCCGCCCAUCCGCGUCAGCACCCGAAUUAGGAGGGUAUCCGAGCGUUCAAUCCUCCUUAUAUGGCGGCGAGACUAGCACGGACGCACGUUUUAGAGCAAGCCAGUCUAUAUUUGAUACUGCGUCAAAAGAAAACUCUCGAAUUUCACAAAAGAAUCCCCGAUCGGAAGAUCCAGGGGAGCGAAGAGGCGCCCUGUCCCCGUCUCCCCUUUCCUCGGCCCCUCCCUCCUCAACGAAGAAAAAGCCACCUCCCCCUAGCUCACGACAUGGAAAACUCAUAAAGAUCGAGUUGGGAGCAGGUAUAGAAUCCCCUACCACCGGAAAUUCAACACCUCCUGUAUCUAUAAAUGUCACCACCCUACCUUCUACCGGACCGUCACGUAGACCCAAUUCCCAGGCGGGCACCCCGUCACAAUCUCCGCUUUUAUCAACUGAUGUGAACAAACCACUCCCGCUAACACCAUUCCGCCCCUCUGUGGAAGAGGCAGUUGAUUCCCCAUUCGAUCGCGAGGCUAUAGGAAAGGUUCCCGAACCCUUCACUGAUCCGCAGGCGAAUCCCGAACCGCCAAUAUCAUCCCCAGCUGCUCAAACUUACUCUGAGUCGAACGGCAUCACGCAAUCCCGCAAACCCGCAGCCCCUCCGCCACGCCGACACGGAAGAAGCGAUAGUAGAGCGCCUUCUAUUAAUACUACGAAUGUAGAUGAAGAUACCCCACCAAGAUCAUCACUAGAGUCGAACCGGUCGCGAGCUGAUAGUUUACGCGCGAAUACUAACCUGGGUAAUAAUCCAAACGUACCCGCUCCACCACCUCCUCGCCGGCCGAAUCAUGCCAGACAGGGAAGUUCGUUUACGAGCCCAACCCAAGGGAAUUUUACUCCGGCCUCUACUAUAGGGCCAGUCGAAGACAACCGGAGCCCAAUAGGAACGGGUCUUGGACCCGUGAGUAAAAUUGGGCAGACAGAAGCUCUGAGUAGUCCAGCGACUAUAGCCACAAACAAGGAAGGCCUGCCCAAACUAUCCCCGCCGCCCCCGCCACCUACUAGACAAGCCAGCACGAGACGCCCACCAAGUGUCAGGAGUAUAGAUCUUAGCAGCGGGCCUGGUAUAAUAAGGCGAGUUAGUAGGGAGAAAGAUGGAACAGUGCCACCCCCUCCACCACCUCCCCCGAGACAGCGUGGUAGUAGCCGUGCGAGCGUGGAAAAUUCAGCUGUGCUUGCAGAGAACGCGGAGAAUACGAGCAGUGACACCCAGAAGGAGGCCACAAUCCCCACUCAAACUACUGCUGAGGCUGCGAUAGAUACCAAGCAAGGGGCGGAGAUAUUGGCGGACCUCGACGCAUUGCAGAGGGAGGUCGAUGCUCUAAUGGGAAGAUACGGAAAUGUCGGCGGGAGCUAAGGAGUACUUACCUUCUAGCAUUUCCGAAAUAAAAUUUAAAACUAGGAGGUUCCCGUAGUGCGAACUAACAGGCACUCAUGGGAGUGUACGAGGACCUUUCAAAAGAGAGAAGAUCGGAAGGUUAGCAUGGCCUAGACCGGUUCUUCCGCGACUGGAUAUGAGAUAUGAACUAUGCGUCACAAAUUAUGAACGUUAUAUAAGGAUCCUUGUACAGCAGGUAAUUGUUAAUGCUGGGGCCGACGGAUGUCCGGACACACUGGCCCUCGGCCGGAGAUUAUAGUGCAGCGCAGUUAUUCCAGACCGAGAGAGAGAGAGAAUGAAGCGUAAAGUUUGAUACCUUCC
Molecule: messenger RNA, 2866 nt
Organism: Daldinia vernicosa
Lineage: Eukaryota; Fungi; Ascomycota; Sordariomycetes; Xylariales; Hypoxylaceae
Exons: 2
Coding region: 518-2524 (668 amino acids)
Source: RefSeq, a predicted model, not a curated record